Molecule: messenger RNA, 1719 nt
Organism: Xenia sp. Carnegie-2017
Lineage: Eukaryota; Metazoa; Cnidaria; Anthozoa; Malacalcyonacea; Xeniidae
Exons: 7
Coding region: 563-1306 (247 amino acids)
Source: RefSeq, a predicted model, not a curated record
UACAGCGGAGGAAUUGACGGGAGAGGACCGCUGGCUGAAAACGAGCGCAGCAUUUCAGUUGAAGGAAUCUUUCCUCGUUUUUGUGGAAGCACGCAUAAACAAAUUUGUACGAAAAUUAUACUUGUUCAAUGUACUUUUUAGUUAUUUAUCCAUCUUUUUGGGAAACAUGAUGCCUGAAGACAUUGUCCUUUGACAAUUGUGAUUAAGAGUAUUGUUGUGAUUCAAAGUUGACCUUAGGAUUGUCUACGAAUGUAUUUUGGCUUGUCUGCAGUGCGACAGAUCAAGUUGGUCUUGCCUGAUUACUUUUUCGGUAAUCCCGCUGCAAAACAAUGCUUGGUCAGGUUUUUGAGGAAAUGCCCAAAGCAUUCUGCUGCGAAAGCAUCACAGAUCGUUUGGGAAAAGAAUCAAGAAGGAAUACACAAAGCCGACCAGCUGAAGUCUUGAUGAUCAAAAUCUACUUGCCGGAAAUAGGCUGAAUAGCAUUGUCACAACAGACAACAAAUGCAACAGAGGUUUGUCAUCAAGACAUGAAAUUCCUUGCAAGUUGGAGUAUGGCCAUUGCAUGUACAGACAUCAACUGUUGUGGCAGGAUAUCCUCACGGGAUCAGGCCGUUUUGAAAUGAAUGGUAAAAUCAACAAAACCAAGCAUGAUGAAAAAUGUCCGAAGAAGCAUCCAAAAGAAGGUGUUGCAACUUUUAAACAAAACGCUCGAAAAACAACGACUCCAUUAUCAACGGAAAGACUAAUGACUAGUGGACCUACACCUGGGCAACUUUCUUCAAUUUUAUUGCAGCUUAGAGAGGAUCUUCCGCAGUUUUUUUAUGGAAAUCCGGAGUACUCUAUGUACAGUGAAAAUAUCCUCUUCAUAAAUAAAUUAACGCGAACAACGACAAGAACCCUAAAGUCGUACAAGUGCAUCAUGAGCGUGAUGUCGUUUGCUGGCAGAACCUUCUGGACUCGACCUUCAUUUGAUAUCGUUCGGAUUACGAAGCAUUCCGAAGAUAACACGAUCAAAGUUCGGUGGACUGCGAAAGGAAUCCCAUGGCACCAAGUUGUGCUCCUCAUUUUAUCUGGCAAAUCAGAGUCCUUGUUUUAUCGUUACGUUGACGGGUUCUCGAUUUUCGAAGUUGGAAGAGAUGGGUUGAUUCACUGCCAUCGUUUGGAUAAGGUGAUUCCCACAUCUAGUUCAGAACGUCCUAAAUGGAGCAUUAAAAUGCAUAUUCUUGGUUUAAUCGGCUUAGGAGAACUCGCUCGCGAAACUUGCAAGGCUUUUUAUGUUAAAACUAAAGACGUCAUCAGAAAAUAAGAUGUCGGAUUUUUACACUGGAGUUUUGCUUUUUGCCUUUCAAGAUGGCGUCAUCGUGAUACGGUAGUUAGACAUCCAGAAGAUUGGGUUCUAAAUCAUUGGAAUGUGUAAACGUAUCAAAAUGGCUUAUGUAAAAGUGCAAUGAAAAUUCCUCUGCAUUGCCGAGGACUGGUCUCUCUAACGUCUGACUUUGACAGCAUCACUCAAAAGUAUUUAUAAUUGUUUAUGACAAUCUGUUGAAGAAAUUUUUAAACAACUUGGCAUUACCGUGUAUAUAAAAGUAACCCGUUGAACCAUGUGCUUGGAAGUUCAACUCAUCAUAGUUCAACAAAAAUGGCGGCUUAUGAAGUUUUUUUAGGCGUAUUCAUCUUCGUUCAUAACAGACGACCGAGAAUUACAUUUUAAAAGAAAAA